Messenger RNA from Nematostella vectensis (starlet sea anemone), 1471 nucleotides. Its product is annotated as lactadherin. Lineage: Eukaryota; Metazoa; Cnidaria; Anthozoa; Actiniaria; Edwardsiidae. The coding region runs from base 4 to 918 and encodes 304 amino acids. The transcript is spliced from 5 exons. The record is from RefSeq and is a predicted model, not a curated record.
AAUAUGCGUUUUUAUCUUUUACUGUGUGCGUUAGCUUCGAUCAUUUUAUUCGUCAAUUGCCAAGCAUUACACAGAAACACAAAUGUCUUUUCAUUUUCGAACUUUGUAGAACACAGAUCUUCUUAUCUAAAUGUCACCGCAAUCGUCAAAAGUUUUGAGAGCAACCCUGUUUUGUGUUGGCUGAAGUGCUUGGACGUGCUGUCGUGUUUCUCUGUGAACGUGGCGUCGAGCAAAAACUCCGAGUCCAAGUUCUGGUGUGAGCUUCUCGUCACCGAUAAGUACAACGCCUCGGACAAGUUCCUGUCGAACAGCUCAUCCAACCACUACAGUAUCAGCCAUCCUUGUCAGGCUUCGCCUUGUAUGAAUGGAGGCACGUGUCAAGCUAACUAUCAAGACGACACUUUCACGUGCUUGUGCCGACCAAACUACUUUGGACUUUGCUGCCAAAAGGGUCCCUCGCGGGCGCUUGGGAUGCUAAGUAGAGAGAUUCGUGAUGACCAGGUCAGCGCCUCGAGUUCGUAUGACUAUCGCCAUGGUCCUCACUUUGGCCGUCUCCACGAAACUCCUGCAGUCGGCAGCUUUGGAUGCUGGUCAGCAGCAAGGAAUGAAGUUGACCAGUACUUACAGAUCGAUCUGUUGGCCAAGACCUUGAUUACUGCGGUGGCUACCCAAGGUCGCCCAGGUGCAUCAUGGGGACAGUGGGUCACAUCAUACAGCUUGAGGUACAGCAAGGAUGGGCUCAAUUGGAACGACUACCCCAACGGAGGCGUGGCCAAGAUUUUUCCUGCAAAUACGGAUACCACGUCUGUAGUGUCGCAUUCCCUUGUUGAACCAAUCGAUGCACGAUUCCUCCGGUUCAUGGCAAAAUCUUGGAGAAACCAUGUCUCCAUGAGGGUAGAGAUGUAUGGCUGUAGGUAGUAUACGGCUGCUGUAGGUGGAAGAUGGCUGCUGUAGGUAGUAGAUGGCUGCUGUAGGUAGUAGAUGGCUGCUGUAGGUAGUAGAUGGCUGCUGUAGGUAGUAGAUGGCUGCUGUAGGUAGUAGAUGGCUGCUGUAGGUAGUAGAUGGCUGCUGUAGGUAGGAGAUGGCUGCUGUAGGUAGAAGAUGGCUGCUGUAGGUAGUAGGUGACCGCUCGAAUCAUAUCUCAUACGCUAAGGAAAAAGCAAUUGACAUCUCUCAGGGAAAAAAAGGAGGACCUAGAAAACUCAAGAGCCACACGAAUGACAAUCACUAGCUAAAGUGGGGUACCACUUCUAAAUGAUUAGGCAAAGAGAAGCUGCAAUUCAACGAUUUUGCUUAGCGAGAGAAAGCACUCGCAAACGCGCCACUUUGGAGCUCUCCACAGAGACAAAAAGUAUUUCUAACUUACAGCUGAAAGCAUCAGAACUUUGUUACUGAACUUCUUGGUUUUCAAACAAAUCACAGUUAAUAUUCAGGCGAAAAAUAAAUAAAGCACAAUGUUGACAGGAUCUCA